UGACGUAUUACCACGAAUAGAACUGUCAAAUAAUCAAGACCAAUAUUAUCAACAAAUCUUCAAAAUGAUGUUAAUAUAAUUGUUUAACCACGUUUAUAUUAUUAAAAAAUGGCGGAAGAAUUAAAAAAAUACCUUAAUCAGCUGCUCCAGAGGGUUAAUGGUUUGUUAUGUAUUCUCAUAACAGAUAGGGAUGGCGUACCAUUAUUAAGGGUUGCUUCCGAAAGAGCCCCUGAGCUGUCUAUGAGGCCAGGUUUUCUAUCAACUUUUGGCAUGGCUACAGACCAAGCUAGUAAAUUAGGUCUAGGUCGUAAUAAAACAGUUAUUUGUAUGUACUCAAAUUAUCAGGUGAUACAAAUGAAUAAGCAACCAUUAGUUUUGAGUUUUGUAGGAACAGAAAGUUGCAACACAGGUCACGUUUUAUCCCUCGAAUCUCAAAUUGAACCAUUUCUGGAAGACUUAAGAUUUGUGGUUAAGGAUUCUUAA
Ctenocephalides felis (cat flea) is the source of this 483-nucleotide messenger RNA. RefSeq names its product ragulator complex protein LAMTOR3 homolog. Lineage: Eukaryota; Metazoa; Arthropoda; Insecta; Siphonaptera; Pulicidae. Gene Ontology annotation, cellular component: Ragulator complex. The transcript is spliced from 3 exons. Gene Ontology annotation, biological process: cellular response to amino acid stimulus; positive regulation of TOR signaling. Bases 109 to 483 code for a protein of 124 amino acids. The record is from RefSeq and is a predicted model, not a curated record.